AGAAGCUUCGCGGCAUAUGACCCAGAUCCAGUUUCCAAGCUUGGGUUCUUUCGAGAGCGUUGAUUAUUAAAAUGAUCAAAUAAUCAACUGAUCCUCCAUUGUCAAAAAAGCGGCUCUUUCCAUCUCUAUUUCUAUCUUUCAUGUCUAUCCCUUUUUUUUUUUUUGGUGUGUGUAUUUUCAAUGCUUUUGAAAUUGGGGGUCGUAUUGUAUUAGUGGAGGAACAGCGGACGGGUUCUUUCUGUGGCCAGUACGAAACAUUAUAACUUUUUUAUUUUUUUCCUUUUUUAAUUCAUUCAUAUUCUAGGAUGCGGUUUCUGAAGACUUCUAGAAGCAACUCCACGUCACUGUGCUUUUUAUUUUCCUUCUCCCUUCUUCUUUAAAAGGACUCCUCAUGAACUGGGAAAAAGAAGAAGUAUUAUUAUUAUUAUUAUUAGCACAACGAUCUGGGUUCCUAUAUUCUUCCCAUUUUGUAGUUAUGAUCCAUUCCUUCUCUCUAUUCCAAUAUGGGACUUCUUGACAAGCCCCCCCUUCGCUCUAUCUCCGGUUUCUACUGCUGGGAUUGGGAAUUCCUCACCGCUCUUCUUCUCUUCAGCCCACUCAUAUUCUGAUCCUCUUUCUUCUUUACUGUAAUAUAUUCUCUCUUUCUUUUUUACCUUUCUCAUAUCCAUGGCACAGAGAUCGCUCCCGGCCCCGUUUCUCACCAAGACCUAUCAGCUGGUGGACGACCCUGCCACCGACGACGUCGUUUCCUGGAAUCAAUCUGGCUCUACAUUCAUCGUCUGGAAAACCGCCGAUUUCGCCAGAGAUUUGCUUCCCAAUUACUUCAAACACAACAAUUUCUCUAGCUUCGUCCGUCAGCUUAAUACUUACGGGUUUCGCAAGAUCGUACCGGACAAAUGGGAAUUCGCCAACGACAAUUUCCAACGGGGUCACAAGGAGCUCCUCUCCAAAAUCCGCCGCCGAAAGGCCGUCAUGAUAUCCCAACCCUUGCAAACUAUUCAUCCCGCCAAAUCUGUCGGCGGUGGCAACUCCUCGCCGUCCAACUCCGGUGAGGACAUCGGAUCCACUUCGACCUCGUCACCGGAUUCGAAGAAUCCGGGAUCGGUGGAGAUGGGAACAAUCGCACAAUUCGCCGAUCUGACUGAGGAGAACGAGAAAUUAAAGAAGGAUAACGAGAUGUUGAACUCGGAGCUUGUACAGACUAAGAAGCAGUGUGAUGAGCUCGUAACGUUUCUGACGGACUAUUUGAAGGUAGCGCCGGAUCAGAUCAACCGCAUCAUGAGACAAGAAGGGAACAACCCGCUCGGUUCUACUCAAUAUAACGACGGCGCUGAUUUGAAAGGCGACGGUAGGAUCGACGAUGACGAGGACGACGAUGAAGAAGACGGCGGCGAAACUCUGAAAUUGUUUGGGGUUUGGUUAAAGGGGAAAAAGGAGAAGAAGAUGAAAAGGGGUCGAGAGGAGGAAAUGGGGUGUAGCAACGCACCACAUGCAAAAGCAAUGAAGUCGAUUGAGAUGCACGCGCCGUUGAUGACGAGCAGCAAUCUCUGCAACUGAGGACUGAGCGCGUGGAAGCCAAAUCAGCACCAGAAUUGUGAGACGACGCCGUUCCAUGGAAGCAAAGUUAAAUAAUAAUAAUAAUAAUAAUAAGUAGUAGUAGUUUCUAGAGGGUUCAAAGGGACUCGGUUGGUGGAGGAGCGAUCUGUAGCAAAUGUUUGUUUGUUUUUUUUUUUUUUUAAAUUCAAUUAUGAGAGAGAAAGAAAGAAGAAGAAGGUAGGAAAUGUGUAAUAAGAAAGAAAGAUAGAAUUGGAUAUUGGGUAAUGUAAAAAUGGGUAGCUUCUAGAAUGUAGAGAAAGGUGUAUGUAAGGGUGGAUAUCAAAAGUAAAUGGGUGUCCAUUUCUUACACUUUUAAAAAUCUUUGCAAUGUUUCAAACACAUCUAUUUUUCAUA
This is a messenger RNA of Benincasa hispida (wax gourd), 1950 nucleotides long. RefSeq names its product heat shock factor 4 (gene HSF4). Gene Ontology annotation, biological process: regulation of transcription by RNA polymerase II. Gene Ontology annotation, cellular component: nucleus. Gene Ontology annotation, molecular function: DNA-binding transcription factor activity; RNA polymerase II cis-regulatory region sequence-specific DNA binding. Lineage: Eukaryota; Viridiplantae; Streptophyta; Magnoliopsida; Cucurbitales; Cucurbitaceae. The record is from RefSeq and is a predicted model, not a curated record.